AUGGAAGUGGGGAGGGGAAAUGAUAAAACUGUAUGGCGAGACCGCCAGUUCGCCAAACAUUGCUUGACAUCUCUCGAUGUCAGAAAAUUAAAGAUACGGGCCAGUAAAAAGUUUGAUAAAAAAAAGAAAAUGAAAUUCGCCGCCGCCCUCGUGCUGGCCCUUGUGGCGUUCGCUGCUGCCGAAGAUAGUGAUAAUACGGUGGAAACUGCAAUCAAUUUCAUCAAGGACUGCAAAGGAGAUUACAUAUUAUGUGUCAAGGAAAAAAUGCUAAGAAUUGUUGACAACUUGAGGGCAUCUAGGAGCAUCAACAUUGCUGAGGGCAUCGUCUUGAAGGGUGAUCCUGAUAAGAGAGCCAAGAAACUUGACGCUCUUCCUGUGGACCCUACUGCCAGAGAUGCGGAAGUUAACUACAGGUUGAUGGAUGGAGUUGUUAGCCUGUUUGAGACCCAUGCUGUUGAGGUCAAGAUGAAUCAGUCAGAUAAGGAGACCCUGCAGAGGUCUCUCGAUGAAGGCCGUGGCAAGGGAGGCGGCGGCGGCGGCAAGAAGGGCGGCGGUAUGGGUGGCAUCAUCGGUCUCCUUGGAGCCAAGAUCCUCCUUGGCAAACUCUUCAUCGUAAAGCUCAUCGCUCUCAAAGCCUUAGCCACUGCCAAGAUUGCUCUUGUCCUCGCAGUCAUCUUAUUCGUCGCCUGGUGCAUGAAACAUGAGCACACCAAGACCACCUAUGAGGUUGUUCCUCACGCUCACCACCAUGAGUCUCAUCACCCUGUACACGUAGAACAUGUCUCCCACGACUCUGGUCAUGGUCAUGGCGGUGGUUACUCUAGCUAUGGAUCCGACUGGAACAAGAACCUCGACGAAGCGCAAAACCUAGCGUACAGUGCUUACUCGCACAAUAAGUAGAUAGAAAAAUACCAAAAUGUGGCAUUCUUAUGCCUCAAGUAAUGUUUAACCUCUUUUGUACAAAGACUUAAUUAUUUAUUUUAUUUAUUUCUAAUUUAUUGCCAUUAAUUUUAUAAAUAUUAAUAAAUUAUUCAACUGUUACAAUUGUGUAUGUUUUUGUUAUUCACUUGAAGUAAUAUGUAAACUUCUCAUAAAAAACUAAAUCAAAUUUCAUAAAACUGCACUGAAAGCAUAG
This is a messenger RNA of Diatraea saccharalis (sugarcane borer), 1135 nucleotides long. Lineage: Eukaryota; Metazoa; Arthropoda; Insecta; Lepidoptera; Crambidae. The record is from the annotation of a GenBank genome assembly.